UCGUUGAACGACCGGAAAAUUAGGAGUUGUAUGAAUUAAAUGGUUAAGAAUUGACCUCCGUGGAUAAAAAAAAUACAACUUAGAAGACUAUAUGCUUUGAAACGCCUCUUAAGAAAAUUAACAGGAGUGUUGUUCUACCCACUUCCCCCUCACCCCGCACACACACACAUACAUAUGUAUGUAUAUAUUGGUUCAAACUCAAAACUGAGCCUUCAUUCGAUCUACAUAUUUUCUCUUUGAUUACCAAAAUUACUACAAUUUCUGGCCCUUGCUAAUCCCAACAUCUCUCCCUUUCUAUCAUUGAUCUAACUUCCCAACCAUGGAAGGUGCCCAAACUACCCCUGCGAGAGGAAGCUUGAAGCGUAAGCUGGAUCCAGGAUUCCAAGGCCAAAACAAACAUCGAAAGGUUCUCGUUGUCGGAGACCAAAUGAGCAAAGAAGACUGACCUAGCAUUCUCAACACAAUUAUCAAUGCAAAGUCUCUGUAUACAACAUAUGCAAGUCUUUGAAGAACACAAAAGAAAAGACAUACAAAGAAUUUUCACUGUCGCGUGAGACUCGAACAAAAUCAAGGGCUGAGUUUUGCUCGAGCCCAUUGUUGCACGAGACUCAAUCAAUGAUCAUGGGUUGAGAUUCACUCAAGCCCAUUGUCAAGCGCAGCUCGAGCAAAUGCACAUUUUGAUUUGGGGCAAUUUUGUGCACUUGUUGAUAUUUUGGCCAUAACUUUGGCAUGGCAGUGCUACCCCACGCAGCAUAGUGUGCAACGAUACUCCUCCUUAGACUAUGCUAUGGACUGCGGUGCUAGCAGUGUCUUCAUGGUUGUGCAUGCAACUGAGCUAGUCACAUUGAGGUGUUCAUCGCACCUCUAGGUGAAGCCGUCAUGGGCUACGGUCCUCCAUGACAAAAACCACUACUAUCCCUGGUGUCUGACAAUGAUUGCCGCAGCACCCUGGGCAAGCGCAAUGUCGUUGGCUACAUUGCUCUCAUGCGCAGCACUAUGCAUGACAAUGCUAGUUGCUGCACCACCCUUCAAGGAGAGAUGCGGCCGAGACGUGCACAGCAUCUUUGGAAAGCACUUCAGCCACCGUGAUUUCUUGUCCUACUAUAGUGCCACCAUUUGCAACAGAGUAUGUAUCUCUGCAUGCGGCCAUGCAAAUGGAUCUCCCCCCAAUAGAUCAACCUGCUGCACCAUCACAAUGCAUGGCUCUACACGAGGGGCUCGCAGCAGCAUCGUCGUACUCUCGAGGGUGCACCUUGCCCAGCAGCAAUUCCCUCGCUGCAACACACCAUUUUGUGGCAUCACGACACUAUCCAAUCAUCUACCAAACCUUGUUCGAACCAUUGGGAUUACGAAGUUUUCCUAAGUUUUAGAGGUGCAGACACCCGUAAGAAUUUUACUGAUCACCUCUAUUCUGCCUUGAUGCGAACCGGAAUUCGGACAUUUUGCGAUGAUAAUGAACUUCCAAGAGGGGAGAAUAUAUCCAAGGAACUAAUCAAUGCAAUCCAUGGGUCAAGGACUUCCCUUGUAAUUUUCUCCAAAGAUUAUGCCUCUUCUAGUUGGUGCCUUGAUGAGCUUGUUCAGAUCCUUCAUUGCAAAAGUACCAUGAACCACAUAUUUAUCCCAAUAUUUUACCACGUGAAUCCCUCUGAUAUGCGAAAGCAGACUGGGAAUUUUGCGGAAACAUUUGAUAGACUUGAAGGGAGAUUUCAGGAAGAUAUGGAAAGGGUGCAACGAUGGAGAGCGGCUUUCACUGAAGCUGCGGAUUGUUCUGGCUUCGACCUCCAGAGUGACGCAAAUGGGUUUGAAGCAAGGUUCAUCGAGAAGAUUGUUGAACAAGUUUUGUAUAAAUUAAACCCCAUUUGCUUGGAUGUUGUCGAGCACCCAGUAGGAAUAGAUUUUCAUGUUGAAGAGAUGAAAACUUUAUUACAACUUGGAACAAGUACUACUACUAAACUUCUCAUCAUGGGUAUGUAUGGGAUGGGUGGAAUCGGUAAGACAACCUUAGCUAAAGCUGUCUAUAACAAUAUAUGCAAUGGGUUUGAAGGAAGCAGUUGUCUUUUAAAUGUUAGAGAAGUUUCAGAAAAAUCCAAUGGUCUAAUUCAGUUACAAGAACAACUUCUUUUUGAUAUCUUGAAAGUGAAAAUAUUGUCGAUCGGUAAUGUUGACAAAGGAAUCAGUUUGAUUAAACAAAGACUUCACCGAAAAAGUGUUCUUAUUGUUCUUGAUGAUGUGGAUCAGCUCGAUCAAAUAUAUGCGUUAGCCACAGAUGGUGAAUGGUUUUUUGGUCCCGGAAGUAGAGUCAUUAUAACAACCAGAGAUGAACAUUUGCUAGUUAAACUAGGAGUAAAUUACUCCUACAAAGUUGAAAAAAUGAAUCAUUCAGAUUCGCUUCAACUUUUUAGUUGGCAUGCCUUCAACAUGCCCCAUCCAGAAGAUGACUUUUGGGAGAUUUCCAUUGCUGCAGUGGAUUAUGCUGGUGGGCUUCCAUUAGCACUAGAAGUUUUAGGUUCCGAUUUGCGUGGAAGAAGCAUUACUAAAUGGAAAACUACAUUGGAAAAAUUUAGAAAGAGUCCAGAUGCCCAAAUUCAGGAAAUACUUGGAAUAAGUUUCAAAUCACUAGACCAUACUACAAGGGAGGUGUUUCUAGAUAUUGCAUGUUUUUUUAUAGGUGUUAACAUAGAAUAUGUUUUCAAAAUACUGGAGGAAUGUGGAUUUUUUCCAGAUAUUGCUAUCAAUAUUCUCGUUCAAAAGUCUCUUGUGAAAAUUGAUAAUACCAAUUUGAGUAUGCAUGAUCUUAUUCGAGAUAUGGGAAGGGAGAUUGUUCGUCAAGAGUCACGUCAUCCAGGAAUGCGUAGUAGAUUGUGGUCUCAUGAAGACGUGUUGAAAGUACUAAAAAACCAUAUGGGAUCGGAAGUAGUGGAGGGCCUCAGCCUAAAUCUGCCCAUACAUGAUCAAGACCAAGUCAUAUCUUUGGAAUCUGAAGCAUUUGCAAACAUGAAGAAUUUGAGAUUGCUUCAAAUCAAGGGUGUAAAAAAUUUAAAACUUCAAGGAUGCAUUGAGCAUCUUUCCAAAGAGCUAAGAUGGAUUUGCUGGCAUAGCUGUCCCUUGAGAUUUCUUCCGCCAAGACUUCAUCUUGACAAUCUUGUUGUGCUUGACAUGCAGUAUAGCAAAAUCAAACAAGUCUGGACGCUGGAGAAUAAUGUACUCAGCAAGUUGAAAGUUCUAAAUCUCAGUUUUUGUGAAGAUCUCACCAAAUCACCGAACUUCUUACAAGUCCCAAAUCUAGAGGAACUAAUACUUGAAGGUUGCACAAGCUUAGUAGAGCUACAUGACUCUAUUGGAUAUAUAAAAGGACUUGUUUUGCUUAAUUUGAAUGGAUGUAGUAGCCUUAUGAAUCUUCCGAAAAGCAUUUCUAACUUAAAAUCUCUCAAAAAUUUUCACAUGGGUCGCUGCUUCAAUAUGCGGAACUUCACAGACAAAACUACUAUUAUCGUACCAAAUAGAUCUUGGAGUCUCAGAAAUUUCCUAAGGGUUUCCCUUCAUGUUUUUAGGUCUUUGGUAAAACUAGGUCUCAGUAACAUCAAUUUAUUGGAAGGUGACUUUCCCAUUGAUUUUGGGGGCUUAUCCUUACUCCAAGAUUUGGAUUUAUCUGUCAACAAUUUUCGUCAUCUCCCUUAUAGCAUCUGUCACCUUCCCAAAUUAGCCCGUUUAAAUUUAGCUGAGUCUAGAUCCAUUCGGUCAAUUUCAACUCUCCCUGCAAAUUUACAGAUCUUAUUUGCAUUUGGCUGCGAAUCACUAGAAAGAAUCUCAAUUUCGGAGUCCCGAUUGGAUGCACUUGUGCUUGCAGGCUGCUACAAACUAGUUGACAUUCAAGGCUUUGAGAAUUUGGCAUUUACAAAAGUGGUUAGCCUGGAAGGAUGCUUGGAACAAGAAGAAGAAAUUGAUUUUGUGAAGAGUCUUCUCGAGCUCCAAUGGCCGUUUAUGAUUGAGAGGCGUCAGAUAUACUUGUAUGGUGACGAGAUUCCAAAUUGGUUCAGUCAUAAGAGAACAGGGUCUUCCAUUUCCUUUCAUAUACCUUCACUUUCAGAUCAAGACAGAGUGAUUAAAGGAUUAGUAUUUGGAGUUGUUUGUAGAAAUAAGGACAGUCUGCAAGCAUGGCACGGUGAAAUUAGCGUGGUAUUCCAUAAUAAAACAAAAGGCCACAGACAAGUUAUUCAUCAAUUAUUCUAUUACAAGCCGAUAGGGUCUUUGAAUCAUUUAGUUUUGCUUCAGGUGGGAUUAGGUGGAGGUAGUAAAAUCCCAUAUGGUCAGGAGAUGACAAAUGGUGAGGAAAUCGAGGUGUCCUUCGAGUUCGAGUGUUCACAGGCUCUAGAGUACGUUGGAGUGAAGGAGUGUGGAAUUCAUCUCAUCAUUCAGCGUGAGGAGGAGGCCGGUUCAAUGGUCAUGUACAGUGAAAAGAAAAAGAAAAUGAUGGAAGACGAUCUGAUGCAGGACACUCCUGUUACGAAGCUAACAAGACACAGACCUCAUAAUUGGCCGAAGGUCUGGAAAUAUGAUGGGAUUGUUCCUUUCGUGUCCUAUAUAGAACGUAACACAAGUACUUUUGCUCUUCUCCACUCUCUCGGGUGAUUAUUUAUGUCCUACAGUAAAUAGUGAUUGGGCUUGGAUUUUAUUGGGCCGACUGUUACUCUAUGAUGGAAAGCUAAUUUUAAGUUAAUUUUAAAAUAAAAAUAAUAUUAAAAAGUUAGAUUUAAAUAAUUUUUUAACUUUGUAAUAUUUUAAUAUUCAACAUUUUCUCUUUCAUUUUACAAAAUUUAAUAAAAUAUUUUAACUCAAAUUAUUUUACCUACUAUUUAUCUAUAAAUAUUGAGAUACUUCAAACGUCAAAACGAGCUUUUAGUAUGUGCUUAAAAGUAUUUCAAAGGCCUUUUACUAUAGGUGCGAAGUGACAUAUUUGAUACAAGUUUAAGACAUAUAAGUCUCUCAUAAAUCAUUUUAGAAAUGGUGAAAUUUUUCUCAAAUUGCUCUUGCUUUUUGUUCAAAAAAUUUGCACAAAACUUACAUGUAGAAGAAAUUGCCAGCAAUGUUCCUAAAAUCACAAGAAGUCAACUACGUAUACUAAGGAAACGGAGGAGGAUAUCAUGGCAUAUAAUCCUCCACACCAAUAGACCAGUUGUUGUGUUUAUUUGUACAUGGUUAAUUUGCUGCAAACUAUUUUAGAAUUGUAAUAUAAUUUUAGCUUUCCUUGUAUAAGUCCACCGAGGCUACUCCGUAACAUUGUUAUAUAUGGAAUACAAUACACCUCU
Carya illinoinensis is the source of this 5306-nucleotide messenger RNA. RefSeq names its product disease resistance protein RUN1-like. The record is from RefSeq and is a predicted model, not a curated record. Lineage: Eukaryota; Viridiplantae; Streptophyta; Magnoliopsida; Fagales; Juglandaceae. Gene Ontology annotation, molecular function: ADP binding. Gene Ontology annotation, biological process: signal transduction; defense response. The transcript has 8 exons. Bases 1420 to 4629 code for a protein of 1069 amino acids.